Molecule: messenger RNA, 981 nt
Organism: Penicillium concentricum
Lineage: Eukaryota; Fungi; Ascomycota; Eurotiomycetes; Eurotiales; Aspergillaceae
Exons: 3
Coding region: 1-981 (326 amino acids)
Source: RefSeq, a predicted model, not a curated record
AUGGCUCCAUUUGUGCCCUACCACUACUCAGCUGGCCAGUCGACCAUUAUUAAAUUUGGCGGUCUUCUCACCACUGAAUUCCUCGAACCUCCACCAGGCCGUUGCUUUCUAUUCCGUCAGACAUACCGCCACACCAUUGAAGGGUCGAUCCCAGAAAAUUUGCGCAAGCUCAUUAACAGCGCCGAUCGACCAAAGGGUCCGCCGCCGCAUUUUCACCAAUUUCAAACCGAGUACUUCCGCGUCGAGAAUGGUGUGCUCGGUAUUGCAGUGGACGGGGUCGUCCGCCGCAUCACCCCCGAAGACGGUGAGAUCUCGGUCAAGGCGGGCAGCGUGCAUAACUUCUUCAUUCAUCCAGAUUCUCCCGAGAGCAUGACGGUCUACCUAAGUGCAUCGGACUCCGGGAAUGACUACCAGCUCGAUCGGGUCUUCUUCGAGAAUUGGUACGGCUAUUGGCACGACGCACUGUUGCACGAUGGAGGAAUUGAUUGGAUCCAGUUCCUCGCGAUCCAAGACGGCGGAGAUGCCUAUACACCCGCUCCCGCAUGGGUGCCCUUUCGCCGGCAGGUCGGAUAUUGGACCUGUGUGAUCGUAGGCCGUUGGAUUGGAGGGCUGCUGGGUUAUAAGCCCUUCUUCCGAGAAUAUACUACGGAUUGGGACUUUGCUGUCGCCAAGAUGAAGGGUUCCUUCUUCCAGCGCCAUCUGGUGCACGCCGCAUUCGAGGAGGAGAAAUCCUGGACAAAACAGGCGGAACUGGAACCCAGGGCUAAGCCUGAAAAUGCCGAAUUCGAGCAGUGGACGGAGGAUAUGUCCCCCACACCAUUAGGCCUGGGUCCAGUGGCCUAUGAUCAGGGGCAGUUCAACGGCGCACAGCCCAGGUCAGUGAAUGGGUCCAACGGUCACUCCACAGGGGUCGAGAGCAAGUUGGAGCAGUUGGGGUCUUGGACACAGCGACGGACGGUGGUCGAUGAUGCGGACAAGUAG